AUGGCGACCGCAGUGGGCCAGGAGACAACGAGCCAUUUGGGCAAGUCGCGUCGAUUGCCUUUCUACUUCUUUGACCUGCCCCAACUGCUCGCUCUCGAGCUCGCGCAUCCCUCACCACCCGCUGUCCUCUGCCGCUGCAUCCCCUCCCCCUCUAACUCUCGCCCAUCGUCGCUGCCAUUGCCUGCCGGCUUUCAUGCACCGCCGCCGCCGCCCCGCGGUUCGCGUUCAACGCCUCGACCAGUCCAGUGCGCCUUUCACAAUGAUUUCCGCGUUGAGGAUGCUACGUGCCCCGACGCUGAGAUAGAGGUGAGCGAUGACGUGCAGUAUAAGCAUGUUUUACUCUACACACGUCUGAACAACCGUGUCGUCGACUUGAGGAUGCAAACGAACCAGGCCGUAUUCAAGCUGCGGCAUGCCAUCAGCCACCUGUUCCACGAAUACCUCGACGAGCGGGGCUUCACCGAGAUCCACAGUCCCAAACUGCAGGGCACGGCGACGGUAUCCGGUGCGACGGUCUUCGAGGUGGGAGACUUCAAAGGUAUGGCCUUCCUCGCGCAAUGGCCGCAGCUCAUGAAGCAGAUGGCGAUCGCGGCAGACUUCGAGCGUGUGUACAAAAUCGGGCCCAUCUGCCGCACGGAGGACUCGAACACGCACCGGCACAUGAUCGAAUUCACCGGACUCGAUCUCGAGAUGGCCAUCCAGGAGCACUAUCACAAGGUCAUGGAGAUGCUCGACAGGCUAUCCUCGCGGAGGGAGUUCAAGUGGCGCGAGGGCCCUGAGGGCAUGCUCAGGCUCUCGUUCAAGGAGGCGGUCGACCUCUUGGUGGAGGACGGUGUACCAAGAGACGCGUUGGACGAUAUCAAGUGUCACCAAAUUGAGAAGCGCCUGGGAAGGAUCGUCCGCGCGAAGUACGACACCGACUACUACAUCAUAGUUAAAUUCUCCAUGGCACUCCGGCCCUUCUAUAUCAUGCCUGACCCCGACGACCCGACGCUCUCAAACUCGUACGACUUCUUCAUACGCGGGGAGGAGAUCCUCUCCGGGGCACAGCGGAUCCACGACGUGACACUGCUCGCGGAGAAGAUGCGCUCGAGGGGCCUCGACCCCGCAUCGAUAAGCUACUACCUCUACGCAUUCAAGAUGGGCUGCUCGCCAAAUGUCGGUGGCAGCAUCGGCCUCGAGUGCAUGCUCAUGCUCUUCCUCAGGCUCAACAACAUCCGCUGCACGUCGCUCUUCCCGAGGGACAGCGGCUCGACCCGUAGACAGUAG
Sparassis crispa is the source of this 1269-nucleotide messenger RNA. Its product is annotated as Aspartate--tRNA ligase, cytoplasmic. Gene Ontology annotation, cellular component: cytosol; aminoacyl-tRNA synthetase multienzyme complex; cytoplasm. Gene Ontology annotation, biological process: aspartyl-tRNA aminoacylation. Bases 1 to 1269 code for a protein of 422 amino acids. Lineage: Eukaryota; Fungi; Basidiomycota; Agaricomycetes; Polyporales; Sparassidaceae. The transcript is spliced from 7 exons. The record is from RefSeq and is a predicted model, not a curated record. Gene Ontology annotation, molecular function: ATP binding; RNA binding; aspartate-tRNA ligase activity.